This is a messenger RNA of Acinonyx jubatus (cheetah), 1004 nucleotides long. RefSeq names its product membrane spanning 4-domains A6A (gene MS4A6A). Gene Ontology annotation, cellular component: plasma membrane; trans-Golgi network. The transcript has 7 exons. The coding region runs from base 276 to 1004 and encodes 242 amino acids. NCBI's taxonomy places the organism in Eukaryota, Metazoa, Chordata, Mammalia, Carnivora, Felidae. The record is from RefSeq and is a predicted model, not a curated record. Gene Ontology annotation, biological process: cell surface receptor signaling pathway.
AAUCUUUAGGUUUUCUACUGGAGACUUUGCUGAAGAUGCUAAGAGUUUGGGGAAAAAAGGAAGUGCAAGCACAUUUCACAAAUCCACAAUCUGUAAGUAUCACAUCCUGUGUGGCUAUAAACUCUGGACUGAGGAAGGGCUGGUGAUUUUCAAAAGGUGAAGACCAGUAGAAAAUUCUACAGGACUGUGUGAGAACCGAGAGUCUCCUGGGAGUUUGAGAGACCUCAGCUGCAACCAACAGGCUGGUCCACGGGCACAGGGUUUGUGGCACAAUCAUGCUAUCACGGUCCAUGACCAAUGAGGCCAUUGCAGUUCUGACACCAAAUGGCAUCAGCUUCCCCCAAACACGGGAACCUAAACCCACCAACCAGAGGCAAUACAACCUCAAGAAACAACUAAAGGCAGAGGUCAAAGUUCUUGGGGCUAUUCAGAUCCUGUGCGGGGUGAUGGUGUUGAGUUUGGGGAUCAUUUUGGUAUCUGUUCCGUCCUCUCCAUCCUUUACCCCGGUGUUUUCCACCCUUUUGAAGUCUGCUUACCCAUUCAUGGGAGGCUUGUGUUUUGUCAUUUCUGGAACUCUGUCAGUCAUCAUGGAGAAAAAGUCAACUAAGCCUUUGGUUCAGAGCAGCGUGGUUGCAAACAUUCUGAGCUCUCUAUGUGCUCUGGUGGGUUUCAUUCUCCUCUCUGUCACGUUGGUUGCUGUGGAUCCUGCCUUUCGGAAGUGUACCUUCAACAAAGAGCAAAGAAAACCUGAAUGGACUACAUUUAGCUAUUUUAUUAACCCAUAUAUGGACAAACAAUGCAUCACGGCCAAAACCACUCUGACUGUUCGUGAUAUGAUCAUGGGGAAAAGGUACCUGCAAAUGAGGUUGGCAGUAAUUGACAUAAACCCACACUUGGUGGAGCCAGCUCAUGGGAACUCUGUCUGUGAUGCUGAUUUACACGGCGCUGGAGUUCUGCCUGGCUGCGCUCUCUGCCAUGAUUUGGUGGAAACAGGCUCACUCUGA